Molecule: messenger RNA, 1030 nt
Organism: Varanus komodoensis (Komodo dragon)
Lineage: Eukaryota; Metazoa; Chordata; Lepidosauria; Squamata; Varanidae
Gene: SPON2
Product: spondin 2
Exons: 6
Coding region: 38-1030 (330 amino acids)
Biological process (GO): cell adhesion
Cellular component (GO): extracellular matrix
Source: RefSeq, a predicted model, not a curated record
UGCUCUGGACGCAUCAGGGCCCCAGGGACAGCCUAGUAUGGCACGCGCAGGAGGUUCCCGCAGCUGGGUCGGAAUCGUCACCACGCUGCUCCUUUCCGUUCCGAGCGGGGUCACCGGCUCGCCUCUGGAGGACGACCCCAUCUGCGCGGCCGAGGAUCUUGCGACGUACAGCAUCGCUUUCACGGGGAAGUGGAGCCAGGCGGCCUUCCCCAAGCAGUACCCGCUGUACAGGCCCCCCGCGCAGUGGUCGUCCGUCCUAGGCGUGGCCCAUAAUUCUGACUACAGCAUGUGGAAAGCCAGCGAGUAUGCCAGCAACGGCAUGCGCGACUUUGCUGAACGAGGCGAGCCCUGGGCACUGAUGAAGGAAAUAGAAGCCGCGGGAGAAAAAAUCCAGAGCAUCCACGGCGUCUUCUCGGCUGCGGCCAUCCCCUCUGGCACCGGGCAAACCUACACCGAAUUUGAAGCGCACUCAAGACACCCCCUGGUGUCUCUUGCGGUACGGAUCGUGCCCAGCCCGGACUGGUUUGUGGGCAUCGACAGCGUAAACCUGUGCGACAAAGAUCACUGGAAACAGCAACUCACGCUUGAGCUGUUCCCGUACGACGCCGGAACCGACAGCGGCUUCACGUUUUCUUCCCCAAACUUCGCCACCAUCCCACAGGAGACGGUGACACCGAUCACUGCUUCCUCUCCGAGCCACCCAGCAAACUCCUUUUAUUACCCCAAGCUUAAAAAUUUGCCCCCGAUUGCCCGAGUAACCAUGAUAAAACUCAAAAAGAGCAAACUGGGUUUCCCCAUUCCACAACACAAUGUGACAACAACGGACAAUGAAAUCGACGAUUCUGUCUCAAAAACGCCGCUGGACUGCGAGGCGUCGCCCUGGUCGCCGUGGGGCUUGUGCCGGGGCCCCUGCGGGCGGGCGGGCGCCAAGCGGAGGACGCGCUACGUGCGCCUGCAGCCCGCCAACGGCGGCGCCCCCUGCCCGCCGCUGAGCGAGGAGGCCGAGUGCCAGCCGGGCCGCUGCCCCUGA